UCUACUUCUUUCGAUCAUGUUCAAAAUAUAGCAACACCAUUGCACGCCCCGUCGAGAAAUGUCUAAAAUUUGCUAUUGAAAAAUUGGCGUUUAUCUGUAGGUGGCGUUUCAAAGUUUGUAAAAUAUAGCUUGAACUAAUAAAAAAAACGUAAUUUUAUUUGUAACAACUAUCUCUGGUUUCGUAGAGCCCACUACAAUUCCUUUGACAACUGACAACGACAACCAUUCCGAAUGGAUAACAGAAUGUAAUCUGACGGAUAUUACUUCGGAGCUCGUGACAACGGAAAUGACUACGACCACGUUAAGAUCUCGAAAAACUAGGAGACCGAGGCCACCGAUAACAGACAAGACGAGAAAGCCUCUUCCAUAUUCCAGGCGUAAAGAUCGACUGGAGAAGUUUAUUCGUAUGCGGAAGCAGAGCAACGUGACCUUCAUCGUCUCCUUCGAUGGCGACGACCUUCUGCGAAGACUCAUGUCGCAAAGGUCCUCAGAGAACAUGCAGCUAUUCGCCAACAACGUGCACGUAUUUCUGCGCUUCUACGACUUCGACGGCUUCGACAUUUACAAGAUCCACUUCACCGGAGAGAACGUGGACGUUUGGACCGAUCUGUUAAAGGCAAGGCAGUGCUGA
Messenger RNA from Rhipicephalus sanguineus (brown dog tick), 631 nucleotides. RefSeq lists its product as uncharacterized. The coding region runs from base 287 to 631 and encodes 114 amino acids. NCBI's taxonomy places the organism in Eukaryota, Metazoa, Arthropoda, Arachnida, Ixodida, Ixodidae. The record is from RefSeq and is a predicted model, not a curated record. The transcript is spliced from 5 exons.